Messenger RNA from Puntigrus tetrazona (Sumatra barb), 8990 nucleotides. RefSeq names its product family with sequence similarity 120C (gene fam120c). The record is from RefSeq and is a predicted model, not a curated record. Gene Ontology annotation, cellular component: nucleus. The transcript is spliced from 16 exons. The coding region runs from base 789 to 3941 and encodes 1050 amino acids. Lineage: Eukaryota; Metazoa; Chordata; Actinopteri; Cypriniformes; Cyprinidae.
ACUUUCUGUCGGUCCGCGGGGAAGUCGCAAGAUGGCCGACGUCGCAUGAAAGUAUGUUCCUCUCCUCAACAUGAAGUCGUGAGUGAGCCAGAGAGCGAGGGAGCUUACGUCGGGCUUUUGUUUUUGUUUUAUUUUAGUUGUUUUACUUUAUUUUUCCCUUAAUUAUUCAUCUCAUUCCGAAUCGCGGCAGCCCCCGAUUUGUCUCGACUAGUUGACGCGUCAAUCACGCCGGGAUCUUGGCUAACUGGCUAACUGCGCGAGCUAGUUUGUUAGCCACAAACUGUAGCUCUUAUAACUGUUAACCAUCACAGGACAUACUGUAUUCACUAGCAGCUAGAGUUAGUUUGAAUCAUCUAACGGUCAUGUUGGAUAGCAAUGGUGUAGUUGUUGUUUAGUUUGCCGCUAGAAAGGUUACAAAUAGGAUUAUAUUUUGAUGUUACCAACAUUGUCGACAUCAUAACUGUAGCGUGCGCGCCGUUAUCCUCCAUCGUUACAUUGUAGACCGUGCAACAUUGUAAUUGAUCAAAACAGAAAGACUAGCGGGAUUAUACUAUUGACACAUUAAGGAAUGGACACAGAUUGCAUUUACACGACCAAACGUAAAAAAUAGCCACGCGUAUUUGGAAAUUUUACAGGGGGUCGGUUGACACUUGCAUUUGUGGGAUAAUUUGCCAGACAUUUCAGCUUUUUAGUUAUCCAACUACAACCGGACAGAUCUAGUUCUGAGCACACAACCUAGAAAUCAACUUCUUAACAAGAUUCAUCCAUCUCAAGCGCUUAGACACAACAUGGGAGUGCAAGGGUUUCAGGAGUAUUUGGAGAAACGCUGCCCUGGGGCGGCGGUUCCGGUAGAUCUUCUCAAGCUCGCGCGAACCGCAGGCCGUCAGCCCCCACACCACCACCACCACCAUCAUCAUCACCACCACCACCACCACCAUCCCCAUCAUCCCAGCUCGCUGCCUCCGCCUCCCCCGCCAGCGCGCAUUCUGGUUGACGCAGACUCUGGCCUUCAGCGGCUCUACGGGGGCUAUCAGACCGACUGGGUUUGUGGAGGCGAGUGGAACGCAAUGCUCGGCUAUCUGGCGGCGCUCUCCCAGGCCUGUCUGUACCAAGGCGGACUGGAGUUGGUGGUGGUUUUUAACGGCACGCUUGGGAAGGAUCGCUGGCCAGAGUGGGCGCGGCGGGCGCAGGGGCAGCGUCAGACCGCGCAGCUCAUCGUCAACCACGUCGGAAGCAAGGCGACGCCCCCUCCUCGGGCAUGGUUCCUGCCCCCGGCCUGCCUGAGCCACUGUGUCCGCCUCGCCAUGUUCCGAUUCCGCGUGCGGGUGGUGCAGACCCUGGAGGACCACCAUCAGGAGGUGCUAUCCCUGUACAGAGACUAUGGUUUUCAGGGUCUGAUUGCACAGGACUCAGAGUUUGCGCUAUGCAACGUUCCGGCCUAUUUCAGCUCCCACGCUCUCAAGCUCUCCUGGAAUGGCAAGAAUCUGACCACUCACCAGUACCUGCUGUCAGAGGCAGCUCGCCAGCUCGGCCUCAAAACCCAGCACCUUCCCAUCUUUGCUGCUCUUCUUGGUAACCACAUUCUGCCAGAUGAAGACUUGGCUGCCUUUCAUUGGAGUCUGCUAGGCCCAGAACACCCUCUUGCCUCCCUAAAGGUAAGGGCUCAUCAGUUAGUGCUCCCUCCAUGUGAGGUUGUUAUUAAGGCUGUAUCUGAGUAUGUGGCAUCCAUCAAAGAUCUUGGGAAUUUAGAUUCGGUGGCCAAGGAUGUUUUCAAGCAGUCACAGUCACGAACUGAAGAUAAAAUUGAGAGGUUUAAGAAGGCAGUGGAAUAUUUUUCAGCGGCCAGUAAACCAAGACCUCUCUCCAUGGGACCUUCUCCUUACCUCUUUCCAGGCUUUGGGCCUAGUCAGUUUAGCGGACCUCCAGGCCACAUGGGGGCAAUGCAGCCUGUAAAAGCUCAGUUUGGUCCACCCCAGGUGUCAGGUGUUAAGGUGCCUUAUCCAGGUGGGCUCUACGGACCCAGCCCUGCCACUGGUCCAGCCCUUUUAUGCCAGAACCCAACUCAGCCUCUGCAGGACUGUAAUGACUCACUUGUUGGGAAAAUGGGCUUUGCUGAUUGGUCUGCUCCAUAUGAUUCCUCUCAAGGUGGCAACCGACAGCCCAAUCAUCACACUGCUGCUCCUACAGGCCCCUCCCCCUCGUCAUCGUCGUCUUCAGAUGGGGAGGAGCAAAAUGACACCAGCACUAAUCAUUUGGCUGACAAGUCUACAAGAUGGGAAGAUCCCAGUGGACGGGGUGGCAGUGGCUCUGGGGAUGGGCACCAUGGUAACGGAAGUGGGCCGUCCAUUCCAUCUUUGCUGUCCAUGCCAACACGGAGUCACAUGGACAUCACAACUCCACCCCUUCCACAGGUCAGUGCCGAGGUGCUGAGAGUGGCAGAACACAGACACAGAAGAGGACUCAUGUAUCCACAGAUCUACCACAUCCUGACCAAGGGGGAGAUGAAGAUGCCAGUGUGUAUAGAGGACGAGUGCAACCCCGACCUGCCUCCUGCUUCUCUACUUUUCCGUUCUGCCCGCCAGUAUGCCUACGGGGUGCUGUUCAGCUUGGCUGAGACCCAGCGGAGGCUGGAGAGACUGGCCAUGCGCAAGCGUAGUCCAGUUGAUGUGCCUCCGGUGAUUGUAAAGGAGUGGUGUGCCAGUAAAGCUAAAUCUGCCCUGACCCCAGAGCUCGUUCCAGCCCUGUGUUUCCGCGAGUGGACGUGUCCCAACCUGAGGCGGUUGUGGCUGGGUAGAGCGUCUGAGGACCGUAGCCGUCGUACACGAGCCUUCCUAGCCUGCAUGCGCUCCGACUGCCCUGCCCUGCUCAACCCGACCUGUGUGCCAUCUCACCUGCUGCUCAUGUGCUGCGUGCUCAGGUAUAUGAUGCAGUGGCCGGGGGGUCGCAUUCUUCAGCGCCAUGAGCUUGAUGCCUUUUUGGCUCAAGCUGUGUCCAACCAGCUCUAUGAGCCUGACCAACUUCAGGAACUCAAGGUGGAGAAGGUGGAUAACCGUGGGGUGCAGCUGGCCUCUCUGUUCAUGAGUGGAGUGGACACUGCCCUGUUUGUGAAUGAUGUAUGUGGACAGCCCUUGCCAUGGGACCACUGCUGCCCUUGGGGCUUUUUUGAUGGGAAGUUGUUCCAGAGCAAGCUAGCUAAAGCCACCAGAGACAGAGCCUCCUUACUUGAUAUGUGUGAAGGCCAGGAGGAGCUUGUUUCGAGAGUGGAGAAGAUGCGCCAGGCCAUUCUAGAAGGCAUCAACCUGUCCCGGCCGCCUCCCCCACCUCCACCACUGCCACCCCCUGCAUUCCUUCCCCCUGCCAUGGUGCCCCCUUUCUAUCCCAUGCAUCCUCUCUACCCUCCUCGCCCACUGGGCUCCAUGCCUCCUCCUCCUCAUCAUCACCACCAGCACCGGCCCAGGGCCUUCCCAGGAAUCCAGUCUAUACCUCCCCAGGGUGGCAAACUGGAAAUAGCUGGCAUGGUUGUUGGUCAGUGGGCUGGGAACAAACCAGUCCGUGGCAGAGUCAAUAUGCAGGUGGUGUCAGUAGGAGGGAAAGGAAGGGGUAAAGAAUUGACAGUGAAAGGGAGGGGAGGAAAGAAAGUGACCACCAACAGAACACAGACUCUGUCCUCUUCACCACCCUCCACCAGCCCCCCGAAGCUCACAGAGGAUGGUAAAGCAGUGGGGCGGCCCACGGAGGGAACGGGGACCGCGUCGCAGCAGCUGAACGGCAGCUCUUCAGGAAGCGCCACUGGUCAAGCUCUUGACCUGCCACCACUGGCCCAGCCAAUCCAGUGUGCCUUAGCCAGCAGAGACAACCAGUCAGGAGAUGGGGUGGAGGUAGAGGCCCCUUGUUGCCUUGACGACUGCCCAUCAGAUGGUGCACUACAGAAAGAGGAGUAAUUACAUCCCAUAAUGUAAUAAGAAUGAGAAAGUGAGAGGGAAUGAUCUAAGGUCGACUGCCUUUUCCUUGCAAAAUUGAAUAUUUAGGGCACAGUAGCCACUUUGUGUUGUCAUGGUAUAAUUUAUGAUGCUGCACAUGCUGGAAACGACAGAUGGACAGUGUCAGGAAUGCGGUCUAUGUGUCACCUUAAGAGCCGGGUCUGGUUUAAAACCGAGUGAGUUUAAAUCACAACCCCCGAUUGCACAUCGCCCUGAAUCUUUGGGUUCUGGACCUCAUCCUUUCCACUGGCCCAUCAGUGUUGUAGCAUCGUGAAAAGCUCUCGAGUCUUUUUAUUUCGACACCGUUUUCUUUUCAGAGCUUAGUACAUUGACGUGACCUUAUAUGUAUGAUUGCCUAAAAUGGCUACGAAAAGCCCCCUAUUAUUGCCCAAAGUGUAUUUAAAAAAUUGACCUACUCAAAAUACUUGCACGUGUCAAGUAGCACAGCAGCACCUGCUUUAAAGUUUCCACCACACAGCAAAGAAUCACACUAUUUGUACUUGCACAUGGCUGUAUAUGCAGCAGUGUAACACAUAGAGGGGGGGAUUUAAAUCAACACUGCCCUGAAUACAGUAGACGAGUGGAAACUGACGGAGAACGCGGGUUGUAUUUGUAUGUCACAGUGUGCAUUCACACACACAUGGUUGCCCUUUUGUUUUUGUUUUUGAACAUUGUCUUAUCAAAGAGUGAAUUGCAUGUGGAGAAGUUGCUAUUGUCUUCAGCACAGGGGCCACGGGCGGCCCGAGAAGUCCAGGCACAGAGAGGCGGGCUUAAAUAAUAAAAGUAAAAGAUUCGUAGAGGUUACAAUCUGCAUCGCGUAGCUAGCUCUCCUCUGUUGCUUUCUCUCACGUAGACAAUCUUUUUUUAGGCCCACGUCCCCUUGAGGAUUCACAGCAGUACUCAAGAAAUUCUAAAGUACAAAUAUUUUAAGCACCUUAAGCCCGAAAUUAUACAUAUGCAAGCCCUCCUCCUCAAAUGAGGAAGAAAUACCCUUAAAAAUGAAUUGUAUUGUAACGUAAAGCACUUAAAAUGUUAUUUAUGAUAGUACUGCGCUAUGAUAGUACUGCGCUAUGUAGAUACAGUUAAUUGGUUAACGCCCUUUUAAGCAGCAGGCCUUCAUUUGUUUCGACAGUUUAACUGUCCAGAUACACUUUACCUUGCGUGUUGUUUACCAGUAUGACGUACAAAUCAACACCAACCCAUUUGAAUGUGAGAACGGAGUGCGUCGUAAGCUGCACUUUGUUUUAAAACCGAAAACACACUGGGUUGUCCUCGAACCAGGAUAAAGAAAAAUCGAGGCCUCUGGCAGAGAUAGGGAGGAAGCAGUGUGUUCGGAGGGAACCGUGAUACUGUUUGACAUCCCAGCCGUUUGUAUAUAGACCCAAAUGUACAUGAUCCUGUUACGCAAUGACGUGAUUUAGGGGAGUGAUUUUAUCAGUGGUUGAGAAUGCACACAGUCCCUCAGACAAACCUGCCAUUUGACAUCUCUCUGCUUCACAACAAUUUGCUUUCAGGUUUUAGCAGCUCUUUUUCCUUUUUUCCUCCCUUCGUCGUUCACGUCUCCUCUGUGCCUUGUGCAUGUGUACCAUGUGGAUGCUUUUUUGUACAUGUGCAUUCUCCCACCAUCGCUAAAAUCAUCGUAGUUUUAUUACGCUCGGAAGAAUUGAAUCGAACGAACCUUAGGAUCACCUUUUAUUGUGACAAAGUCAUUUAAAAAAAAAAAACGAAAAAAAAAAAAAUUGGAGUCUGUGCUUCACCAGACUGUUUCGUGAUCAGUCCGUCUCGUCUUGUUUUUGUGACAGUCCUAUAAACUCAUGCACUUCUAUGUUCAAAACAUUACUUCUAUUGAGGCAAACGGGCUUUAAAAUGAAAUCGAACGAAACACCCUGAAGUUUAAAGCCACGCUUGCCGUUAUAUUGACCAUUUUGCAUCAGAUGGUUAGGAGAUUAAUUUUACUUACAUGUUAAUGUUUUAAAUGCAUUUUAAAAACAAAAUACAUGUUUUGUACCAAUGAUUUGUUGGACGUAAUGAAUGAGAAUUUAAUUUUAAGAAUAACUAAUACACUUGAGAGAGACUAUUGCAUUUAAUCAUAGUUUAAGAUCUGUACAAUUGACAAUGUCAAGAUUUCAUCACAGCUUUCUAUUGAAGUUAUAAGAUGCACCUUAUUUUGUUAAGAAGUUAAUAUUAUAUUUAGUGCCACUAAAAGUAUAUUGAAAGCUCUUUAAAGCAGAUUAUGGAAGACACCCAUUAUAGUUACAUGUCUAUGUAUAUUCUGCAAAUUCUCACUCUUGAGGAAUCCAGACAGAUCAGCCCAUCAGAAAUAUCACGAUGACCUGAGGCAUGCAUUGUUUAUGCAGUUUGCUAGAAAAUAAGUAAAAAAAAAUGACAGUGAUAUAUCAGUGUCAGAAAAUGACAAUACUGGACAUACCGGACAGACUUUAAACCAAGAAGAAUCUUGACCGUAGCGUGACAGGUAGUGUUCGUGAGCUAACACGCUGCACCGUCAUGCACGCUAGAGCAUUUUUAAACCUCAACCUUAGGUUGUCACAUUUUUAUUACGCGUUAAGUACAGUAGUGCUAGUUUUCAAGAGAGGAUCUCCAGCAUGUUAGUGCAUAUGAACAUGCAUACGCACCCAUUAAUGGAAUUUUGGUUUCCUCAGAAUAACAGUAGAUCCUUUUUAAACAUUCAGUCCUGUUUCACCUGUGAUUAACAGCCGUUUCAGUUAGUUGGGUUUUUUUCUCAGUGUGUUUGUCAUAGAGUAUCAGUAACUCCUUCACAUUUAGUUAUAAGUGUAAUCUAAGAAAGGAACAGCAUAAACCGAAAUAUACAGACACACCAAAUAAAGAUAUAAUCUCUCUCUCUCGCGCAUACACACAGUACCUUUGUUAUACCUGUAGAGAGACAUCAGUUAGUAUGAGGGAGAGAAAAAAAAAUAGUAAAACUUUGGCAUAUUCAGAUAUUAAUGUAUUUGUCCAGUGUGUUAAUUUCUCUUACAAUUAUUUGGAUGCUUAAUUUGCAGUUUCAGAUGCUUGGUUCCAAAGUUACCCUCUCCAAAGCUUCUCCGCUUUGCUCUGUUCUAGAUUGCUGCUUGAACUCUCAUUCAGACGUUUCUGGAGAUUCGUGUGAGAGUAAAAUAUAGACUAAGAAAUAUAUAUUUGGGUUGAAUGAGAAGGAUGCUCUGGAGGUCAGUGAGGUUGUGUUGGAAUGGCACUGUUUUACUCCAGAUGCUGGUCUUGAUAAAACCAUUAUCACAAAUGCAAAUCCCAAUGUUUUCUUUUUUUCGACCCCUUUUUUUCACAGUUUUAUGGGCCGUGGACAUUUACAAUGAGUUCAAGUGUUCUCCCUCCUCUUAGCUCUUGCCUCUGUUCAUUCUUUUAUUCUUGCCUUUGUUUCCCCCGCAGCAGCUCUCCUUAGGUUUUCAUACUAACAGUGAGAGAUUAACUUUUAUAAUUAGUCUAAUAAUCUGUCUGUAAGUAAUCUUAGACAAGAGUUGGUAACAUUUUCAACAGUGAAUCGAGAAAUUUAACCUUACCAUCUUUGGUUUCAUUCAGUUGUGAAAUUGUGUUUUUUUUUCUUUUUUUUUUUUUUUUUUAAAUGUUAUUACAACAGCUACUCCUUUGACCGUUGCUACAUUUAGUAUUAAAAUUUGCUUAGCAGAGAUAACUAGAUAUUUUCAACUGUAAUGAUUGCAAUUUUCCUCACCUCUAUUUUGUAUGGUAUCGUUUCAAACCACUUCACCAUUAUGAUGUAAUUGUCACUCGCAGAAAUAACAUAUUGUGUUUGGACAGUGAUUAUUAGAUUUUUUAAUUUUUUUCAGUCUCUUUAAAAUCGUCAAUUUAAAGAUGGAUUAUUUUAAGCAAAUUUUGCUUCCUUGCACACAAAGCAGACUAAUACACAUUUGUGCAACAUAUUAAUUUUCAACCAAAGUCGAUUUCUGGAAACUGCUUUUUCCAGUCUAUAGUUAACAGUCUUGAUUUUCUUUCUGGAUCCUGUAUAUAUGAUUAUACAGCUACGUGUUUUCAGUAAUUGAGCUAUUAGAAUACGUAAGGGGUCCGUAAUCAGAUACUAAAUAAAGAAAAUGUGAUGUUUACAUCUUUUUGGUGAACAGUGGCUAAAUCUUGUAUCGUCCAGUUUCAUUGCUAAAAUGAAGAUUUUUUUUUUUUUUUGUUUUAAUUUCCUCUCAAGUGGAGCCUUGGACACAGCUCUUCAUAGCGAUUAACCCUAGAACACUUCUUCAGCUCCCAUGCACAUGUAUCGUCCCUCUGAAAAAUGUAGCUUCAGUGUAGUCAUGGAUAGGUUAAGUGUGAACACAUACUGUAACCAUGCACACACACACACACACACACAACAGCUAUUUUGGUAAAGAGUUUUGCCUGUGCAUUCCUGUAGAUUUGUGUCUGGACCUCAGAUCUGACUCUUGCUUUAUAACUGUUACCCCUGUAUCCUGGCUCUGUCGCCCUUCACUCCACAGGACCACUGGUGUGUGGUCAGGUUUCGAUCCUAGUCUGAUAACAGCAAUGUGUUGUGUACAGUGGCCCGCUGACAUCCUACAUUUUCUGGAAGUACGUAGCCUCUAUAUCUCGUCCUCUUUGCUUUUUAGCAUGUGCCCCCCAAACUGUCGAGACAUCCAUUUGUAGGCAACACAUUCUGUCGUCUGUUCUUGGAAAAUCGAUCCGUUCAUCAACACAAGCGCAUUGAUGCAUGCAUCAAGAUCUCCAAAAGCUCCAAAAAAACUUGUGAAGUGAAGGGUAAAGUUCAUUAUUAUUAUUGCUGUUAUGGUUAUGAUCGUUAUUAACAAUUUCUCAUUUUUAGUAUAAAGAAAGCACCUGAUUGUUUUGGAAAGAAACUUUUUCUUUUUAAUUUGUCUUGCUGUUGUGGUCUGAUUUCACAGUGGAUUGGGGAGAAAGCCAAAAGGCUCAGAGAGAGAGAGAGAGUCAAAGUUGGCAGUCAUGUUUGUAUGGUUGGGAAAUGACUUACAGUGCUGAAAUAAAAUUUAUUCUUUUAGUAAA